Fukomys damarensis (Damara mole-rat) is the source of this 2985-nucleotide messenger RNA. It is a transcript of the gene Usp16, whose product is annotated as ubiquitin specific peptidase 16. The transcript is spliced from 19 exons. Gene Ontology annotation, biological process: regulation of cell cycle; regulation of gene expression. Gene Ontology annotation, molecular function: zinc ion binding; cysteine-type deubiquitinase activity. The record is from RefSeq and is a predicted model, not a curated record. Lineage: Eukaryota; Metazoa; Chordata; Mammalia; Rodentia; Bathyergidae. The coding region runs from base 382 to 2865 and encodes 827 amino acids.
AUGCCGCGUUCCGGAAGUUGCUGCUUUCUACGGUCCCUGUGGAUUCAGCUCUGUCGCUGUCUGUUCGACACAAGGAGGAAGACAGAGCUGGCUACCCUGACCAAAGGUCCCUUUAGAUGAUGCAGUUAUGGGCGCUGUCGCUGUGGCAAUUACAAUUCGCCUUUCAAGUUUUCCUUUGGAGUUUGAGUUACUGCAAUCCUCAUUACCAGAUUUACUAGUACUGUCUUCAGUACUGAAGGCUUCUGACUUCAUUCUUCACCUUUUUCUUUUUCAUCAGAACUUGUUUACUCAAUUCCUAAGUACCUACCUUUGCACCUUGUAAUCAUCCUUUAUGCCUCAGAUUGUUACUUUGUGUCAGUAAGUAAUCCAUAAAGUGCCAGCAUGGGGAAGAAACGGACAAAGGGAAAAACUGUUCCAGUUGAUGAUUCCUCUGAAUCCUUAGAACCUGUAUGUAGACACAUUAGAAAAGGAUUGGAACAAGGUAAUUUGAAAAAGGCUUUAGUGGAUGUGGAAUGGAAUAUUUGCCAAGAUUGUAAGAUGGACAAUAAAGUAAAAGAUAAAUCUGAAGAAGACACAGAAGAAAAUCCUUCAGUUUGGCUGUGUCUUAAAUGUGGCCAUCAGGGCUGUGGCAGAAAUUCUCAGGAGAAGCAUGCCUUGAAGCACUACAUGAUACCAAGAUCUGAGUCUCACUGUCUUGUUCUCAGUUUGGACAACUGGAGUGUCUGGUGUUACAUAUGUGAUACUGAAGUCCAGUAUUGCAGUUCAAGCCGAUUGGGCCAAGUGGUUGAUUAUAUUAAAAAACAAGCCAGCGCUACAACUCCAAAACUAGCAUUGAAAGAUAAUGGGAACAUUGAACUUGAAAAUAAAAAAUUAGAAAAAGAAAGUAAAAAUGAGCAGGAGAGAGAAAAAAAGGAAAACAUGGCUAAAGAAAAUCUUCCCAUGAAUUCUACUUCCCAAAUUACAGUGAAAGGACUCAGUAAUUUGGGAAAUACAUGUUUCUUCAAUGCAGUUAUGCAGAAUUUGUCACAAACACCAGUGCUUCGAGAACUGCUAAAAGAAGUGAAAAUGUCUGGAGCAAUUAUAAAAAUUGAACCACCUGAUUUGGCACUAACAGAACCCCUAGAAAUAAACCUUGAGCCUCCUGGCCCUCUUACUUUAGCCAUGAGCCAGUUUCUUAAUGAGAUGCAAGAGACCAAGAAGGGAAUUGUCACACCUAAAGAACUCUUUACUCAGGUCUGUAAAAAGGCAGUGCGGUUUAGAGGCUACCAGCAGCAAGACAGCCAGGAACUACUCCGCUAUUUAUUGGAUGGCAUGAGAGCAGAAGAGCACCAAAGAGUGAGUAAAGGAAUUCUUAAAGCAUUUGGUAAUUCUACUGAAAAAUUGGAUGAAGAACUAAAAAAUAAAGUUAAAGAUUAUGAAAAGAAAAAAUCAGUACCAAGUUUUGUGGAUCGCAUCUUUGGUGGUGAAUUAACUAGUACAAUCAUGUGUUAUGAAUGCAGGACUGUCUCCUUGGUUCAUGAAUCUUUCCUUGAUUUGUCUCUUCCAGUUUUAGAUGAUCAGAGUGUUAAGAAAAGUAUAAAUGAUAAAAAUCUGAAAAAGACAGUGGAGGAUGACAGUAAAGACAGCGAGGAAGAGAAAGAUAACGAUAGUUACAUAAAAGAGAGAAAAGAGAUUCAUUCAGGAACAAGCAAGCACUUACAGAAAAAAGCAAAGAAGCAAGCCAAGAAGCAAGCCAAGAACCAAAGAAGGCAACAAAAAAUUCAAGGAAAAGUUCUUCAUUUAAAUGAUAUCUAUACUGUUGACCAUCCUGAAGAAGAUAAUGAAUGUGAAGAUGAAAUCCCACUUCAGGAAGAAGUGGAUAUUGAAUCCAGCCAUAUUUCACAAGAGGAAGUUACACAUGAAGAAUUUUGUGUUAAUCAAAAAGAUUUGAAUGUCCAAGAGAAAGCAAUAGAAAGUACAACUGACAAUCAAAAAUCCAUAGAAGAAGUAGAUAUAAUAAAUGUCAACAUGGAUAAUGAUCUGGAGGAUUUGGCAUCUUCUACUGAAUGUACUAGGACUUCAGAGGGUGCCUGUUUGGAGGAAGAGAGCCGUGGGGAAGUGGACAUUUCCAGUGAUUUCAAACACCUUAAUUUAAAUGGUGCUCUUGAACCUGAUGAAAUAAACAUAGAGAUUCUGAAUGAUGGUCAUAUUCCUGCAGCAAAGGUGUAUGAGGUCGUAAAUGAAGAUCCAGAAACUGCUUUUUAUACUCUUGCAAACAGGGAAGCUUUCAGUACUGAUGAGUGUUCGAUCCAACAUUGUUUAUAUCAGUUCACCCGUAAUGAGAAACUUAGAGAUGCAAAUAAACUGCUUUGUGAAGUAUGCACAUGGAGACAGUGUAAUGGGCCAAAGGCAAACAUAAAAGGUGAAAGGAAGCAUGUUUACACUAAUGCUAAAAAGCAAAUGCUAAUUUCUCUUGCUCCUCCUGUUCUCACACUUCAUUUAAAAAGAUUUCAGCAGGCUGGUUUUAGCCUACGCAAAGUUAACAAACACAUCCAAUUUCCAGAAAUCUUAGAUUUGGCUCCUUUUUGUACUCUUAAGUGUAAGAAUGUUGCUGAAGAAAAUGCAAGAGUACUAUAUUCCUUAUAUGGAGUUGUUGAACACAGUGGUACUAUGAGGUCGGGGCAUUACACUGCCUAUGCUAAGACAAGAACUACAAAUAAUCAUCUCUCUAAUCUUGUUCUUCAUGCUGAUAUUCCACAAGAUUUUGAAAUGGAAUCAACCAAAGGGCAGUGGUUCCACAUCAGCGAUACACAUGUGCAAGCUGUGCCUACAUCUAAAGUACUGAACUCACAAGCUUACCUCCUAUUUUAUGAGAGAAUACUGUAAUAACAAAAAAGUGUUUCCUCUGGAAGCGUUUAUAGCUUUUGCAACGGAUGUAAUAAUAAAAAAUUUAAGGCUGUAAAUCAUGUUCCCUUAAGUACAUAAAAAAUGUUUACACAAAUAUUG